Molecule: messenger RNA, 8539 nt
Organism: Xiphias gladius (swordfish)
Lineage: Eukaryota; Metazoa; Chordata; Actinopteri; Istiophoriformes; Xiphiidae
Gene: mast4
Product: microtubule associated serine/threonine kinase family member 4
Exons: 30
Coding region: 275-7909 (2544 amino acids)
Biological process (GO): intracellular signal transduction; peptidyl-serine phosphorylation
Molecular function (GO): ATP binding; protein serine/threonine kinase activity; protein binding
Source: RefSeq, a predicted model, not a curated record
GGUGACGGCGUGGACUCGCGCCGCUCGGAAAGUCAGGAGCGACUAAACACACAGGACGGGCCGCUUUUAACCGGAGUCCGAGACCUUGGCCUGACGGUGAACUCGAUAUUCGACAGGCUCGAUACAUGUUUUAGUCGACACCACUGACUUUCGACGACGUCGUGACUUUGUUUUUACCCGGGUCGGAAAGCGGUCUCCUCCGCAUGGGCUCCCUACUCUCAACGAAAAUGAACUCACUGGACCGCGCAGAAAUCGGCGAUAUUAGUUGACCGCAAUGGAGCCGGACCUUUCUUUGGCGUCUGGAAGCGGCGAGGGUCCGUCGUCGUCGUCGUCGUCGUCGGGUUCACACACCUUGUCCGGGAGUGAAGAAGUGACGGCCGGGCUGGACAUGAACGUUUCCGGGGAUGGAGGAGACGGUCGCGAUUCGGACUCGGACGAAAGCGUCGGCGAGGUGGAGGACGGCAGAAACACGGCGCAGGGGACGCCGGGGGAUGAAGAGGGGGAAGAAGACGAAAAGUUGGACAACAUCCUCUACCCUCCCUCCAUGUCCCUCAGGAAGUCCAGUAACCCAGAGUUGACUCAGGGAUUAAGUCCUGCUCUCAAAUUUAAAGUACAUCUCAGUGAGGAUGGAAAACACGUCAGAAGAAGGAGCCUAGGGGGUGGUCUCACAGGAAAGUACCUUCUGCUCCCCACCAACCCCCAGCAGACACAGACAGCAUGGCACCCGUCAUCUGAGAUCUCCAACCUGGUCCGCAUGUGUUCCCUGAAUAUCGGAAAGUCGGACCCCUCCCUCACCUCCAGCCUGAAAGAGCUGAGUCUUCCCAGAAGAGGCAGUUUCUGCAGAACGAGCAACAGAAAAAGCCUGAUAGGAAGCGGUCAGACUUCAGGUUUACCACGACCUCACUCCCCUCUCUCAUCUCUAACAGGAACAAGCCCACAAGACAGUCCUAGAAAUUUCUCUCCUAGUGCCUCUGCUCAUUUCUCCUUUGCACGAAGGACUGAUGGUCGCCGCUGGUCGUUGGCCUCCCUUCCCUCCUCUGGAUAUGGAACCAACACGCCCAGCUCCACCGUCUCUUCAUCCUGUUCAUCACAGGAGAAGCUGCACCAGCUGCCCUUCCAGCCUACGCCUGAUGAACUGCACUUCCUCUCCAAGCACUUCUGCACUGAGAGCAUCUCCGGGGAUGAAUGCCGCAGAGCGACGGCCAUGCGACCCCGCUCACGCAGUCUCAGCCCUGGAAGAUCUCCAUCAUGCUACGACCAUGAGAUUAUCAUGAUGAAUCAUGUCUACAAGGAGCGGUUUCCUAAGGCCACGGCUCAGAUGGAGGAAAGGAUUCGGGAGAUCAUCCGCAGCAGCUCUCCGGAGAGUGUGCUCCCUUUGGCAGAUGGUGUGCUCAGCUUUGCCCACCACCAGAUAAUUGAACUGGCCCGUGACUGUCUGGAGAAGAGCCGGCUAGGACUCAUCACCUCCAGCUACUUCUGCGAACUCACUGACAAGCUGGAGAGGCUUGUUCAGGAGUCCACAGAGAGAUCAGAAAGCGAGGAGGUGAACUUCAUCAGAGAGCUGGUGAAGAAGAUCCUCAUCGUCAUUGCCCGACCUGCUCGGCUGCUGGAAUGUCUGGAGUUUGACCCAGAGGAAUUUUACCACCUUUUGGAGGCCGCUGAAGGACACGCUAAAGAGGGCCAGGGCAUCAAAACAGACAUCCCACGUUACAUCAUCAGCCAGCUGGGACUCACAAGAGAUCCUCUGGAAGAAAUUGCUCAGCUGACCAGCUGUGACAGCGGGAUUGCAGAAACCCCAGAAACGGAUGACUCUUCUCAGAGCCUGAGCACAGCCUUACGGUCCCGGCGAAAACCCUGCGAAUUGGACUUUGAGAUGACAAAACUCAUCAGCAAUGGUGCCUAUGGAGCCGUUUAUCUGGUUCGGCACAAGGAAACUAAGCAGCGAUUUGCCAUGAAGAAGAUCAACAAGCAGAACCUGAUUUUGAGGAACCAGAUACAACAGGCCUUUGUGGAGAGAGACAUCCUCACCUUUGCUGAGAACCCUUUUGUGGUGUCCAUGUACUGCUCCUUUGAGACUCGGCGGCACCUGUGUAUGGUUAUGGAAUAUGUUGAAGGGGGGGACUGUGCCACCCUAUUGAAGAACAUGGGUCCUCUGCCUGUGGAUAUGGCCAGGAUGUACUUUGCAGAGACAGUACUCGCUCUGGAGUAUCUCCACAACUACGGCAUUGUCCACAGGGACCUCAAACCAGACAAUUUAUUGGUUACAUCAAUGGGGCACAUCAAGCUCACAGAUUUUGGGUUGUCCAAAGUUGGGCUGAUGAACAUGACCACUAACCUGUAUGAGGGACAUAUAGAGAAAGAUGCCAGAGAAUUCUCCGACAAGCAGGUAUGUGGAACCCCUGAGUACAUUGCUCCAGAGGUGAUCCUGAGACAAGGUUACGGGAAGCCGGUGGACUGGUGGGCAAUGGGCAUCAUCCUCUAUGAGUUCCUCGUGGGCUGUGUGCCUUUUUUUGGAGACACACCAGAGGAGCUGUUCGGACAGGUCAUCAGCGACGAGAUCAACUGGCCUGAGGGAGAGGAUGCCCCACCUCCUGACGCUCAGGAGCUCAUCACGGUGCUGCUCAGACAGAAUCCUCUGGAAAGGAUGGGCGCAGGCGGGGCUGCUGAAGUAAAGCAGCAUCAGUUUUUCCACAACCUGGACUGGAAUGGGCUGCUGAGGCAGAAGGCUGAGUUCAUUCCUCAGCUAGAGUCUGAAGAUGACACCAGCUAUUUUGACACUCGCUCUGAGAGAUACCAUCACCUGGAGACAGAGGAGGAGGACACGAAUGACGAAGACUUCAAUGUGGAGCUGCGACAGUUCUCCUCUUGUUCUCACAGAUUCUCCAAGGUAUACAGCAGCCUGGACUUGUCUCGUGGGCACCUGGAGGAGAAAGGAGAGACGGAGGAGAAGAAGACUGAGAGCCCACUGACUGUGGACUCCCUCAGCUGGACGCCUGACUUUGCUGAAAUGCCCUCGUUGUCCCAUUCGACAGACACAGACAGUAUGAAUCAGGGCCCCCGUCCCAACUUGCUACCGAAGUUUGCCAUCUCAGCUGAGAGCGAAGGGGACGAGACCUCAGGCCUCGGUGACCCCAGCAAGGCUUCCUUCUCCAUCGGGGAGCUCCCGCAGGAUGAGCCUGAUGCCACCACUCCAGGCAGCACCCACAGCGGAGCCACGCUCUCUGGAAGUUUCUCAGAACAUCUGGACCAGUUGACACCCAGAGGUGAAGGGGUGGAGAGCCCCGACAGUAGCAGCCAUACCUCUGCAGACCAGGGUGCUCAGACCGCCUCUCUGCGGCCUGAGAGUGCUGCAGAGAAGACCGGAGCUGUGGCAAAAGUCCCAAAGUCUGUGUCAACUGGUGCCCUCUCCCUCAUGAUCCCUGGGGAUAUCUUCGGGGUGUCUCCGCUGGCCAGCCCCCUAUCUCCAUACUCCCUCUCCUCAGACCCUUCCUCCCGAGACUCCUCUCCAAGCCGAGACUCCUCCCUGUGCACCGCCAGCCCACGGCAGCCUGUCAUCAUCCACAGCUCUGGCAAGAAGUUUGGCUUCACACUGAGGGCAAUCCGGGUGUACGCUUGUGACGGGGACAUCUACACUGUCUAUCACAUGGUCUGGAAUGUGGAAGACGGCGGGCCUGCGCAAAAAGCAGGACUCAAAGCUGGAGACCUCAUUACUCACGUCAACGGAGAACCAGUCCACGGUCUUGUCCACACUGAAGUGGUGGAGCUCCUGCUCAAGAGUGGUAGCAAAGUGACCAUCUCCACAACCCCCUUUGAGAAUACUUCAAUAAAAACCGGUCCAGCCAGGAGGAAUAGCUACAGGAGCAAGAUGGUGAGAUGCGCCAAAAAGCCCAAGAAGGAGAAGACACCAGAAAGGCGACGCUCCCUUUUCAGGCGUUUCGCCAUGCAGCCCUCUCCUCUCCUGCACACAAGCCGCAGUUUCUCCUCUCUCAAUCACUCUCUGUCAUCUGGUGAGAGUCUCCCUGGCUCCCCCACCCACAGUCUCUCCCCUCGUUCCCCGACCGCCGCCUUCCGCCCCGCACCAGAUUUCACCCAGUCAGGUGGCAACUCCUCCCAGAGCAGCUCUCCCAGCUCCAGCGCUCCAAACUCCCCUGCAGGCUCAGGCCACAUUCGUCCCAGCACUCUCCACGGCCUCGGCCCCAAGCUGCCAGGUCAAAGGCUUCGUCAGGGGCGCCGCAAGUCUGCUGGUAGCAUUCCCCUUUCUCCUUUGGCUCGCACACCUUCACCCACCCCCCAGCCAACAUCUCCUCAGCGCUCCCCCUCCCCUCUUCUUAGUGGUCAUUCUGUUGCCAUUUCCAAGACAGCCCAAGCCUUCCCAGCCAAAAUCCAUUCCCCACCGACAAUUGUUCGCCAUAUUGUACGCCCCAAAAGUGCUGAGCCACCUCGGUCACCCCUCCUAAAACGAGUCCAGUCUGAGGAGAAGCUGUCGCCCUCUUACACAGGAGAUAAGAAGCACCUGUGUCCCAGAAAACACAGCUUGGAAGUGACCCAAGAAGAGGUGCAGGAUGAGGAGCUCAGGUCUGGGGAGCGGGAAUACACCAUCCUGCAGAGCGUGGAAGAAACAGCCUGCGAGCCCCUGGCAAUCAACCGUCUACGACCUGUCGAGCAGGGCUGCUUAAAGAGGCCCAUCAGUCGCAAGAUGAGCCGACAGGAGUCUGUUGAGGAGCUCGACAAGGAGAAAUUGAAGUCCAAGAUAGUUGUGAAGAGACAGGACUGGUCAGAGAGGAGGGAGUCUCUACAGAAGCAAGAUGCCCUGCGAGAAUCUGACUCAUCCCCCUUGUGUGGUGAUGACAGGGAUGAAAGUUUUAUGGUCAGAGGCCAAAACAAGUCCCAGAGCAGCCCAGAAUCUUGCCCUCUGGAGGCCAAAGCUGCCAGCACCACCCUUAAAGAUGUUCUGUAUAAGAAACUCACAACACGAGUCUCUGAGGCCAUCACUGAAUCAUCCGUUGGCGGCAGUGAAAACGAAGGAGGACUCCGAACUACUCUCUGCUCUAUUCACCCAGAGCGGCAGCACUCCAGGCAGGGUAAAGACAACAUGAAGCCAGACAGACUGGACUUCAAAGCUCCCAACAUUGAGUUCACCAGGAAGAGGUUGUCAUUCGAAGAACGAGAGGAUUGCAUGUGUCGCCUUACUUCUGGCAUCCAUGAGAACCUCCACUUUGGCUCCACCAGGUCUAAGAGCCUCCAGCUCGACACAGCCAUACCUCUUGACCACAUGAAGGCAGGACUGGGAAGCGUUCACUCCAGCCCCGAAGGUCUGGCCCCCAAGCUCUUCUCCGGGAGAGGAGAGAGCGCUGUGGAAAAACUGCAGCUCAUCUCCUCAGCAGAGUCUCCCCUUCGAAAGACAUCAUCUGAAUAUAAACUUGAAGGACGCCAUGUUUCCUCUCUCAAACCUCUGGAGGGCACCCUGGAUAUUGGCCUGCUCUCAGGGCCCAGAGUCUCCAAAACAGAAACUUGUUUAUCCAAGAUGACGGAGAACACAAGCGACUCUGUUUCUGUGAGUCCUCCAAUUUGGCUUCAGAGCCCUACUGAGAGACAGAUAACUAUCUCCCAGUUGAAAACUACAGACAAGCUGAGGAGCCCCCUGACUUGUUCCCCGAGACCUGAAGCUGUUUCUUCUCUAAAUAGCAUAGUUGUCUCCAGAGAGCAGUCAAACAAUACAAACACGGAAAUGAAAAUCACUACAAGUGUUGAGAAAACACAGGAUAGACAUAGUGAAUCAUUAAAGGCCCCAACCGCCAAAGUGGAGGCCUCAACUUUUACUAUUAAACAAGAGAGCAGGACUGGUAUGAAGGCCAGUUCAUCACUGGCUCAUGAACAUAGAGGCCCCAGACACAGCUCCCACUUCUCCUCCUGUGGAAAAACACCCUCCAUAAGGGAAGUCAGCAAUGAAGAUCAGGAGGAUGAAGUGGAGCAGCAGGAAGUCACACCACCAAGUACUGCCAGCUCCAAGACAGUAGUCUCUUUCACUUCACCAAAGCAGGAGGUAGACAUAAAAAGUCCCCCUGCACCUCUGGCUGCAGCUGCCAAUGACGCAUUACCCGUGUCACUGAAGCAGAGUAUAAACUCUGGUUUGGAUACAGGUCAGCUUCAGAGCUGUGAGAAAAAACCAGCUACUGCACAGAACUCAAACAUGACCUCUGUCUCGAAGGGGAAUGUGCAGAACAACUCGGCAUCUGCCCACGUUCCAGAGAAUGUGCUUUCAAAACAGCAAUCGCUGAACAUCUGCUCUUCAAAUACGAAACCGCAGGUUUCUGUCACGACAUCGGCAUCUGGUUCUGUACAUGAAAAAUCCCGCAGUUCAAAAUCAGAAGAUCUGGACCCCUCUGACAGAUCAGUCAGUAAGUACGGCGUACAAUCAAACAGGUCAGCUGGGAAAGUGGUCAGUGAUACCAGCAGCUCAGGCUCUAAGAAGGAAAUCAACUCAUGCGCCACAGUUGCAAAAGUGGAGGCGAACCCAAAAGUGGAGCAGAAGAGAGACGUUGCUAAAGUAAACAUGGGCACCUCAUCAAAAAAUGUUGCUGAAGUCACACUGAAUAUAAACAAAAAGGACAACACUGUGUCUGCUGGUAAAAUAGAAAGCAGUAGCAUAUCGGUGCAGAAGAAGGAAGAUCCCAUAUCACCAAAGAAGAAGAAUAAUGGCAACGUGAGAGAUGCAGAACAGCUGUCAAAAAACUGUCCAGCUGAAAAAGCACAACACAAAGCAUCGGAGGCAGAACACUGCACCUCUAAAAAAGAAGAAACUGUUAUCAGUGUGAAAGAAAGCACCACAGUCCUUUCAAAGAAACAGAAAAUUUCUGCUUCAGCAACUGCAAAUGAAAAUGUUUUGAGUCCCAAAGGUAAGUCAAAGCCUGACCCACAACCUGUGCCACACAGUGCCCUGAAGGCGGAGAAGGAGACGAGGCCGCCUGAAGUGAAAUCUAAUAGCGCAGCUCCUCCUGUCUCAGUACUUAAGGGCAGUCCCAAUUCAAAACAGAGAGAUCUGUCUAAAGAAUCUGCGCUCUCAACUUCAAACCUUAAAGUAACCCAUGACGCUAAACGGAAAGAAACCUCGUUGUCAUCCGCUGGAGCUGACGUAAAACGGGAGGAAGCGGUGCAGCUGACACAUUCUUCCACUCCUGCUGAUGUGAAGCAAAGACAAACCCAGCCCAAAAGCUCUGUAGCAACCGCAGCUCAUAUAGUAAAAGAAAACAGCGACUCAAAGCCAAAAUCCCUCCCUCCCAAAUCUGUCCCUUCAUCGUCGGCUCUAAAGACAUCCGUAGCUCCAACUCCAGUUAUUAAACAAAGUCUUGAUGCCAAACAUAAAGACCCCUCAUCCAAAAACCAAGCCCAAGUCGUUAGAGACCAUCAAGACUCAAAACCAAAAGACAUUAACUCACCUCAUACUGCACCUUCACAUCAGCCGCAGCAGGUCAGGAAGGAGCCUCUGCCACCGUCAGAUCUUUCCCCUCAGCCUGAUCCACCACCAGUGCUGCCAAAAUCUCCAGAGCAAAAAGAAACGCCCUCGCCAAGCACUGGAACCAUCUCGGCCAGGGUCUCCGCCUGUGCACCCCAGGACACUGUAGUCAAGUUAUCCAAGCAAGGCCCCAAGCCUGAAACGCUCAAACCGGACAGUCACAAGGGCCCAGAUACCAGAAUCACCAUCCCUGACAAACAGGUGUCCUCUGGCCGGAAGGAGCAGGCUGAGAGGAAGAAAAAGGAAACGGCUCCAGACGCCACGUCUGUACAGAAAAACACAAAAAGAGACGCAUCAAGAGCUGCUCCCGCGGUGCAGAAAGACAGUUCAGACAAAGACGGUGGCAGGUGCAAGCAGCAGAAGGAGUCGCCACGUAGUUCCAGUAACAAAAAGUAAAGUGGGAAGAGAAAAUAGCAGCUGACGUUAUCACUUCACAUAAUCCAGAUGUAAUGAAAUGUUUGCAAUGGUCAUCAUGCCUUCUUUUUUUUUUUUUUUUUUUUUGUUUUUUUUGUUUGAGGACCGGGCAACCUGUUACAUGCUGAUAGAGACGUGCGUGUGCGUGUGUGUGUGCGUGUGCGUGUGUGCGUGUGGGGGUUUAACAAGAAGAAAUAUGACGACAAAAGUAAAUGUUUCUAGGUCUGAAUGUAGGCAAUCACCUGUUGAUGAUUUCUUUAGUGAUUUACUUUUUUAAGUGAAUGUUUGGAAGUUUUGUUUCUGUUUAUCGCAGAAUGCUUUGUGCAAUCAGUAUGUGAGGGGCAAAAGGGAAGAGCCUUACAAAGGCUGUGAUGUACUGUAGAGUCAGUGCCAUAGACGAUGUUGAAUUGCACUCUUACUUCUCGACUCGAAGGACCUGAAGUUGAAGUCUUUUAAUGCAGUAGACCACACAGUUUUUGCUCUGCAGUUUAGCAGAUGGAUCACAUGUUUCUGUUCAGUAUAAUCGGAUUCUAUUGAAGUUGGGUUUUGUGCAGUGGUACACAGAGGGAAUGCACUUUGUCCUGUGCUUUUCACCUUAAACUUAAAAAAAAA